AUGCCGCCUCGAAAAACUGUGCAAUAUGAUGAUUACAGGCAAGCUGUUCAACAGAUUAUACUGUCUUCCUCUGAUGCUGAUUAUCUGGAUCAACUAAUACCCGCCCUAAAGGACGCUACCCUAUCCAAUAGAACUCCUGUACUCAUACGAAGUUUAUCACAAUAUGCGGAUGAUCGCGAGGCUGACAUCGAACGGAUUGGUUUGACAAAGCACGAAGAAUUCCUAGCAUCCGUCAAUCAGCUCCAACAAGUUCGAGAAGGAACCUCCCAACUUACAUCCGAAAUUCUAAAGCUCAAUCAAUCCAUUCAGGCGAGCACAGAAAAACUAGCUGCACAAAAGGAGGCAUUGGUGGACACAAGGUCUGUCCGUCAGAAUAUUGCGGAAGCUUCUGAGGCGUUGAAGGAAUCCUUGAAAGUUUUGCAUGCCGUGAAUCAAGCACAUGAUUUAAUACGGAAGAAGAAAUACUAUGCAGCUCUGAAGGCGCUGGACGAUUUACAGAACGAGCAUUUGAUUCCAACAAUUCAGAACAAAUAUGCUACCCAACAUACCCUCGCAGAAAUAAUUCAAAAGUCGAUUCCCUCCUCUCAGAAAGCUAUCUCGGAAGCAGUAAUGAGUGAUUUGAAUACCUGGCUCUAUCGCAUCCGUGAGACGUCUCAGUUCUUAGGGGAAGUGGCAUUCUAUCAUACAAAUAUUCGACGGAGCAGGCAGAAGGAGCGCAUGGAGGCAAAUCCGUAUCUUCGAAACUUCAAACUAAAUUCAGCCAUCGAGCUGGUCUAUGAUGAAAGUGAGGAAUUUGAUGUGUUGAACAAUGAGGAGCUCCAAGUUGAUUUCGACCCCUUAUUUGAGUGUUUACAUAUUCACGAGGCACUCGGUCAGAUUGAGAAAUUCAAAAGCGAAUAUGCUGCCACAAGAAGGCAGCAGAAAGAUUUGCUGCUGCCCAGCUCCGUGAACUUAACCGAUGAAGAGAGCGAACAUUUCUUAAGUGCCUUGCUGGAAGGUAUUGCUGGCUUCGCUAUAAUAGAAAAGGCUACUAUGCGGAAAGUCCAUAAUUUGCGUUCCCCAGUUGAUGUCGAUGAGUUGUGGGAUUCGAUGUGUCAUGCCGCCAUCAACGCAGUUUCCAAAGCUUUGGAUGAAUUCGAUAACCCGGAUGUUAUUCUGCAAACCAAAAAUGUGAUAGCAUUGUUCAUCCAGACAAUGGAGGGCUGGGGAUAUUCAGUGGCCAUAUUAGAUACUUAUGUGCUUAAGCUUUUCUACAGAUAUGCUGAUUUGUUGAAACGGAAAUUCAGUACAGACUUUCAACAGAUUGUGUCUACGGAUGAAUACAUGCCUAUGCCUGUCAACAGCGAAGAAGACUUUGACAAAAUCAUUCAAGUCAGUUGGUACGUUCCAGACAAACCAAAAGAAGAGUACACAUUCCCUGGUGUAUUGCCAUUCUCCCAGAUGUAUCCGAUGUGUUGUAUAGAUAUCAGGAAUUUUUUGAACCGAUUUUACUUCAUAAUGGAUGAUCACUUUCAACAGCCAAAUAUUAUUGAUGAGACACUUAAGAAGUCGAUAGAUGAGCUUCUUUCCGAGGAUAUCUGUGACCCGCUCGUGGAAAAGCUGAGUACCCAGUACCUGGGCCAGAUUGUCCAAAUCCUCAUAAACCUUGAGUAUUUCGAAUCAGCGAGUAGAGAAUUAGAACAACUUCUCUUAGCCGCACGAUCAUCCACAUCGGCUGGUGGGCCAAUUGUUCUUGCUGCUACAGAGAAGUUCUCAAGCAGUAAGAAAGACGCGGAAAAGCGUAUUUUCGAAGUAGUCAACUCCAAGAUAGACGAUUUGGUCGAGACAGCAGAUUAUGAUUGCCCAGAAGUAAACUACAUGCAAACCCUUACAACCUAUCUUUCCAACAUCAUGAGCUCCACUCUCCUUACCCUGCCCCGCGAGAUCAAAGAACUCAUUUACUUCGACGCUCUCUCCCACGCCGCAAAUAUGAUCCUAGCUAUUCCUCUUUCCCCCGAAGUCAAAAAAAUUAAUCCCCACGGCGUCGCCGCGCUCGCAAAAGACGUAGCCUACCUCUCCGAAUUCGUCGAUUCCCUUGACAACGCUCUUAUCCUCAAAGAGAAUCUGGAUGAAUUACAACAAACAGUUUAUUUGAUGCAGACAGACAAUCCGGAUGAGUUUUUCGAUAUCAGUACCAGGAAUAAGAAGUUCGGAAGAGUGGAUGCUUUGAACGGGCCUAAGAUUUUGGAAAAACUUACUCAUACAAUUACGAGUCCGGCGAAGCCAGAUCGUCUUGCUGGAUUUUCGUCAAGGUUUGGCAUGAACAAGUCAUAG
Messenger RNA from Botrytis sinoallii, 2313 nucleotides. RefSeq lists its product as uncharacterized. The transcript is spliced from 10 exons. The record is from RefSeq and is a predicted model, not a curated record. The coding region runs from base 1 to 2313 and encodes 770 amino acids. NCBI's taxonomy places the organism in Eukaryota, Fungi, Ascomycota, Leotiomycetes, Helotiales, Sclerotiniaceae. Gene Ontology annotation, biological process: exocytosis; Golgi to plasma membrane transport; intracellular protein transport. Gene Ontology annotation, cellular component: membrane; exocyst.